GCAGAGAACGUAGAUGAGCCUGAAGGUUGGAAGAACAAAGACAAGAGGAAUGCCCUCACUCCUGGGGUGGGGAAAUUCAAGAGGAUCUCUCCAAAGGUGGGUGAAGUUCAAGGCCCGGGUCCAAGUCCUAGUCCAAGGAUCCCUCGUCCCAAGAAGGCAAUGCGAGACAUCCUCAACCAUACGCAGGGGACCCCAAUUCAUCCUUCAAUUCGAAUCCAGGGGAGGAAAGGUGGGGCAUCAGGGAUAGAUUUGAGUAGCUUCCGCAGGGAAGCAAGCUGUCAACCUAAGCUCCUUGCCUGCUCGAUCCUGCCAAACAAUGCGAACCACCCACCCAAGUCACCCAUGUCCAUGACCCUACCUGGCACUACUGGCCAGCAACCAAAGUCCCCUGCCUCAAUCCUGCCCUCUUGUGCCAAUCAGCAACAUCAACUCCCAAUCUCCAUGACCCGCCCCUCCUUCUCCCUCGUGGAGGAUGGGGACUAUGAUGCCUGGAUAGAGAGUCAAGACUCCCCAACAAUGCCAGGUGUGAUGCCCGAGGAAGAGAUAGAGGAGCUGCCUGAUUUGAAUUUUCCUAGAGAGGAAUUGCUCAAUCAUGGUGAUUCUAGGGAGGAGGUAUCUGGUUCUGAUAAGCCUCUGCUCCCAAAUCCCUCAUUGGAAUUGUCGAAGUCACGCCAUCCAAUGUCUUGCAAUGAGCUUGAGGGCAUCUUGGCCUAUGCAGAUGUUGAUGGGGAAAUUCAGAUGUCUGAAGCUCCUCCAGCUGAACAGAAAGCACAGAAUACAGAGGCUUCCUCCUCCUUGUUGUGCCCAAUUUUCACAUUUUUGGCAAGCAAUCUCAAAAAUGAAAAAGGAAAACCUAGCAAUGCUAAGUGUCCAUCAAGGAAGAUGGCCAUUGUGACUCCAGCCCGGCAAGAGAAUCUAACUUCAAAGACUAGUUCCCAGGCUGUUGAGCAGACUGUGGCCUCUAAACGCAUAAUCCAAGAAGCAGAGCACUCCGAAGUGCCCACAUUGAAGCAAGCUAAGAUUUCUGAUUACAUCACAAAUCAGAGAGAUGCCUCUUGUGUUUGUCAGAAUUGCUUGCAAUGUGGUAAUGCAGCAGAAUCACCAAGGCCAGCUGCAUUGGUGCCUCCUCAGCAGGAUGAUGCUGAAGAAAAACUUACUUUGCUGAAAGAGCCAAAUGCUUCCAGUGAGACAUAUUCAGUCCUGAUGCAUGAUGGCCAAACAGCAUUGAACAAUCAGACUGAUUCUCCCUCUGAGAACUGUGAUUCAUCCCGAGAGGCACCUCUGAGUGUUCUUUUUGAUCAAUGGGGAAAUGAGCUCCCUUGUAAACUGAAUUUAUCCAUGUCACUUCAUGAUGCUUCACAUAAAUCUGGUGCAUUGCUCCACUCUUCCCGCCAGAAUGUUCAAAAAGGAUCAAAUGUAGUAAAUCCACUUGAGAAUACUUCAGGUGCAUCUCUGGUUCCCAUGUCUCUCCAGAACACCCCUAGAUGCCCUGUUGCAUCAAAUGCAGCUCGCAAUGUUCCAUGUGAUAUGAAUGUAUCCAUGGGACCACUUGUGUCCCCUCCGCCAAUGAUCGCUUCCAACAAUACUGUGUCUUACACCCCAACUGAGACUGUACAUAAAGUAGGACAGGUCAUGCCAUGUACCACUGCUGCCAUCAGAGCACAGGUUCUGCCCAUGAGAGGCUUGGAAGCAGACUCUGACGUCAAAUGUCAACCUGAGCUGAUAGACCUUUCUGAAGAACCUGAAGCAAGUGAUUUUGGACAAAUGGAUAUACCUAGAGAGGCUCAUGUGGAUGAUUUAGAAGCAGGCAUUGUCUCAGAGGCUGCAGUGGAACACUCUCCAGUUGCUUUUGUGAAUCCUGGUACUCCUGCUCAAGGUGCAGUACAUGAAAUCAAAACGAGUCCGCCAAAGGAACCACUGGGGACACGACUGCAGCGGCUGUAUGAAGCCAAGGAGUCCAGUGAACCCAAGCUGUCGGAUGAAGAGCGAAAGGACAUGCUGAUGAAGGUCAUGACCACGUUGCUGCAGGCCAUACAGAAAGGACCUGAUACAUUUGAUUGUCAACUCCAGCACACCUAUUUGCAACUCUGCAAUGGCAAAAUAAAACCUGCAAAGGCAAGUGAGAGCCUUCAAAACACUUCACUUGACAAUGCCAUAGAUGCUGGAAAGGUAAAAUCUCAUGAUCUGCAUUUAUCAAAUGAAAAAGGGGAAACAGUAUUAGCUGAACAGGAUGUGAAGAUGGAGUAUGACAAUCAGACAGGGAAUGCAGAAAAUGCAGGCAAAAAAAGCUUUGCUGCCCCCAGCAUGGCAUUUGCACAGAGUGAUCUUCAAUCAAGGUGCAUGAAAUCCCCAUGGAAAGGAAUUGCUGCCAGUCCAGGUCCUGGCUCAAGUGAUCUGCUUCAGAGGGUGCAUAACCUGUCAUACCCCAAGUACUCUGUUCCACCAAAAAGAGUUGUACCUCCUCAGAGGGGAAGUCUCAUCAAUUAUACACUGGGAAGACCAGCUGAGCUGCAAACUAAGCCUGCAGCUGUGUUUGCAUCCCCAGCUCUUCCACAGCCUCCAGCAGCAUCCUCAUGUUUGUUUGCCCCUCUGAAGAGAGAGGAUUCUCGACCCGGUCUCUUCCUCCCACCGACUGCAUCCCGACGCUUGACUCGCGAUGCCCGGUCAGCUCUGAUGUCCACAUCUGUCACUGGGGGGUCGGUAAGAUUCCUGGAUUUGGAUGCGCACCAAACACAGGAUCUAUCUCAAAAUGCAGGUCAAGAAGAGGCUGUCCCUUCUACAAGCUCAGGAGGAAUUUUUCACAGGUCCUUGGCUCUGGAUGAUCCCAUGUCUGCAUUCUUUAGCCUUCACAAGCGGUGAAGAAUUGACUUCGUUUGAUCCAUUAGACAAAAGUAGAUUUGCGACUCAUUCAAUUUCCUCUCAUUGUACUUUCAAGUAUUUCUAUUCAUUCAUCUGUUCAC
This is a messenger RNA of Darwinula stevensoni, 2960 nucleotides long. NCBI's taxonomy places the organism in Eukaryota, Metazoa, Arthropoda, Ostracoda, Podocopida, Darwinulidae. The record is from the annotation of a GenBank genome assembly.